This is a messenger RNA of Populus trichocarpa (black cottonwood), 2501 nucleotides long. Its product is annotated as probable inactive receptor kinase At2g26730. NCBI's taxonomy places the organism in Eukaryota, Viridiplantae, Streptophyta, Magnoliopsida, Malpighiales, Salicaceae. Gene Ontology annotation, molecular function: protein binding; protein kinase activity; ATP binding. Gene Ontology annotation, biological process: protein phosphorylation. Bases 213 to 2177 code for a protein of 654 amino acids. The record is from RefSeq and is a predicted model, not a curated record. The transcript is spliced from 2 exons.
CCCCCCCUCCCUCCCUCCCUCUCUCUCUCUCUCUCUCACCACGUACUCUACCCAGCAGUACUAUCCACACUCUUUCUCUCUCCUCCUCUCAUGGAAUCUCACCGGAAAACAAGCAAAAACAGAGACCAGAAACCACCCUUUUCUGUUUAAGAACCGAACAUUAUUAACUCGUCAAUUUUCAAAGAAUUCCUAAUAAACGUACCGUCAAUCAGAUGUCAUUAAUUUUUGACUCUCUUACUGUCAUCCUUGUUUCUUUUCUGCUAUUACUGAGUCAUGGCCGAGUUGACUCUGAGCCUGUACAAGACAAGCAAGCUCUCCUUGCCUUUCUUUCUAAAGUUCCUCACGAGAAUCGCCUUCAAUGGAACGCUUCUGCCUCCGUCUGUACCUGGUUCGGGAUCGAGUGCGAUGCUAACCAAUCUUUCGUGUAUUCUCUCCGGCUUCCCGGUGUUGGGCUCAUAGGCUCCAUUCCGCCAAACACACUUGGCAGGAUGAGUCAGCUCCGAGUCUUGAGUCUUCGCUCAAACCGUCUCUCCGGUGAGAUCCCCUCAGAUUUCUCUAAUUUAACCCUCCUCCGGAGCCUGUAUCUCCAAAACAAUGUGUUUACGGGUGAUUUUCCUCCGAGCUUGACUCGAUUAACUCGGUUAUCUCGUCUUGAUCUCUCGUCAAACAACUUCACCGGUUCAAUCCCAUUUUCUGUCAACAAUUUGACCCACUUGACAGGGCUUCUUUUGCAGAACAACCAUUUCGCGGGUAGCUUGCCAAGUGUAAACCCGUUAAAUUUGACAGAUUUUAAUGUUUCCAACAACAGUCUAAACGGUUCAAUCCCUCAAGUUUUGGCCAAGUUCCCUGCAUCCUCUUUUUCUGGGAAUUUACAACUUUGUGGUCGCCCAUUACCGCCUUGCAACCCAUUUUUCCCAUCUCCAGCUCCGUCCCCAUCAGAAAUCCCACCUGGGCCUCCAUCAUCGCACAAAAAGUCCAGGAAACUUUCCACGGUUGCCAUUGUUUUAAUCGCAGUGGGCUCUGCUUUAGUUGCUCUGUUAUUGUUGCUCUUUUUGAUUUUAUGUCUCCGGAGGAAACAACGGAGUCGGCCCGCGAAAACCCCAAAGCCAACAGCGACGGCACGCGCUGUGGCAGUGGAGGCAGGGACAUCAUCGUCAAAGGAUGAUAUCACUGGUGGGUCAGCGGAGGCUGAGAGGAACAAGCUGGUGUUUUUCGAAGGAGGGAUUUACAGCUUCGAUUUGGAGGAUUUAUUGAGGGCAUCUGCGGAGGUAUUGGGGAAAGGAAGUGUGGGGACUUCAUACAAGGCUGUGUUGGAGGAAGGGACUACUGUGGUGGUGAAGAGGUUGAAGGAUGUGGUGGUUACCAAGAGAGAUUUCGAGACUCAAAUGGAGGUUUUGGGCAAGAUUAAGCAUGAUAAUGUGGUUCCAUUAAGAGCUUACUAUUAUUCAAAAGAUGAGAAGUUGCUUGUUUCUGAUUUCAUGCCCGUCGGUAGCUUGUCUGCUCUUCUUCACGGUAGUCGAGGGUCAGGCCGCACUCCCCUAGACUGGGAUAACCGGAUGAGAAUAGCAAUGAGUACAGCAAGAGGUCUUGCUCACCUCCACAUUGCGGGCAAGGUGAUUCAUGGCAACAUCAAAUCGUCCAACAUUCUACUCCGACCUGACAAUGACGCUUGCGUUUCAGAUUACGGGCUCAACCCGCUCUUUGGUACCUCUACGCCACCUAGCCGAGUCGCAGGCUAUCGCGCCCCAGAAGUGGUAGAAACCCGCAAAGUUACCUUCAAAUCCGAUGUGUACAGUUUCGGUGUGUUGCUCCUUGAGCUCCUAACAGGCAAAGCACCCAAUCAAGCCUCAUUAGGCGAAGAAGGUAUUGAUUUGCCCAGGUGGGUCCAGUCAGUGGUUCGUGAGGAAUGGACUGCUGAGGUCUUUGACGUGGAGUUGAUGAGGUACCAUAACAUUGAGGAGGAAAUGGUGCAGUUGUUGCAGAUAGCAAUGGCUUGUGUCUCCACUGUACCUGAUCAAAGACCAGCAAUGCAAGAGGUUGUAAGGAUGAUCGAGGAUAUGAAUAGGGGAGAGACGGAUGAUGGAUUACGGCAAUCAUCUGAUGAUCCAUCUAAAGGAUCCGAGAGCCAUACUCCUCCACCAGAGUCCAGGACGCCUCCUAGCACUGUCACACCAUAGAAAUUCUCCGUAAAAGUGUCGAAGAAAAUACAUGUGCAGAAGGGUCUCGUUUAAGAAUGUGCACACUGUGCGUAAGUAUCAGCGGUAAAGUGCGCAUUUGGUAGGGCGGAGCUACAUGUGUUUUCUUUUUUUCAUUUUUCUUUUUUAAGGGUUUAUUAUUUUAAUUUUUUUUUCUUCAUUUGUGACGAUUUCCAAAGGUGGCGGUGCGAUUUAUAGUCUGAAUUGUUUUUGGAGGGACGGGGAUUUUCAUGAACCGAUUGGAAUUUCACCAUGUGAUGGAUUUAGUUGGGUUUUAUUAAAUUCUUUCUUCCAAAUUUCUUACCA